AUGGAACUCGUCGAUUGGUUGAACUCCAUGGCGGAGUUUGGUGAGUGGGCUGGUGGACGCAAGCCAGUGACGAAGAAGUCGGAUGCGCUGCGCUUCGGCGUUUUGGGGGCUGCCAAGAUUGCCUAUGAAGCGCUCAUCAACGAUCCAUCCAUUGAUUGUAUAUACAAUCCCCUCCCCAACGGCCUUCACUACAAAUGGACGCUCGCGGCCCUCAAAGCAGGAAAGCACGUCUUACUAGAGAAGCCUUCAGUGUCGAACGCACAAGAGGCACGCUCUCUUUUCCAUCAUCAAGUCCUCGAUGCUCCGAAUGCUCCGGUCCUUGUUGAAGCAAGUCACUAUCGCUUCCAUCCCGCGUGGCAUUUCUUCCUGGCGCAAUUCGAAAAGCAGAAUAUAGAGAAAGCAAGUGCUCGCGCUGGAGUGCCGAAAGGAGGUAUCCCAGCGACGGAUAUCAGGUUUGAAUACGAUCUUGCUGGUGGCGCUGCAAUGGAUCUAGGACACUACACCCUCUCCGCGCUACGAGGCGUAUUUGGGACUGAGCCCACAGAAGUCACUUCAGCAACACCCCGCCUCAUACACGCACCAAACGAUCAACGCUGCGACCAAGCCAUGGAAGCUACCUACACCUUUUCCAACGGGGGCACUGGCUAUAUCUCAGCCGACCUAGGUGCCCGAGGUGGUUACUGGUUCCCAUGGCUAACAUCCAACUGGCCCAGCUUCCGAGACCUGCUCGCCUGGAUCUCCGUGACUCUACAUCCUGAAGACCUUGGUGUCGAAGGCGGUCUACAAAAGUCUAGUCAGAAGGUACUUAUCUUCUCAGGUUUCAUGAGUCCGCAUGCCUACCAUCGUAUCGACAUCACUACAACCACCACAUUGCGCGACCCCACCUCUGGCAAUAUCGUCAAACAAGAGAAGAAGACCGAACACAAAACAGCAUACAAGUGGACUGAGGGUAUGGGCGGCGAAGAAAGGGGACAGAAUUGGUGGACAUCGUAUCGGUACCAGCUUGAGGAGUUUGUGAACAGGGUCAAAGGCAGAGAGGGAAGUGGUGCCUGGGUGGAUGGCGAGGAGAGCAUCAGGCAGAUGGAGGCUACGGAUCGGACGUAUGAGAAAGCUGGUAUGUCGAUUAGGCCUACGAGUGCGGAGCUGGAGUGA
Molecule: messenger RNA, 1152 nt
Organism: Alternaria arbusti
Lineage: Eukaryota; Fungi; Ascomycota; Dothideomycetes; Pleosporales; Pleosporaceae
Exons: 3
Coding region: 1-1152 (383 amino acids)
Molecular function (GO): nucleotide binding
Source: RefSeq, a predicted model, not a curated record